Messenger RNA from Trichogramma pretiosum, 811 nucleotides. RefSeq names its product 60S ribosomal protein L15-like. Bases 115 to 729 code for a protein of 204 amino acids. The record is from RefSeq and is a predicted model, not a curated record. Gene Ontology annotation, biological process: cytoplasmic translation. Lineage: Eukaryota; Metazoa; Arthropoda; Insecta; Hymenoptera; Trichogrammatidae. Gene Ontology annotation, molecular function: structural constituent of ribosome; RNA binding. Gene Ontology annotation, cellular component: cytosolic large ribosomal subunit; ribosome. The transcript is spliced from 4 exons.
UGACGCCUCGGUCGGAGUCAUAUAACCUAUCUCUCAUGUAGAAGGAGCUAGCUACACGCCGACGUACGGCCUUUUUUUUCUACAGAUAACUGGAUCGAAUAAAAGUAGGUUAAAAUGGGAGCCUACAAGUAUAUUGCAGAGAUCUCUCGCAAGAAGCAGAGUGAAGUUAUGCGCUUCCUCCUUCGUGUGAGAUGUUGGCAAUACCGUCAACUCACCAGGCUCCACAGAGCUCCAAGACCAACACGUCCUGAGAAGGCCCGCCGUUUGGGUUACAAGGCAAAACAAGGAUUCUGUAUCUUCAGAAUUCGUGUUCGCCGUGGUGGACGCAAACGCCCAGUCCCUAAAGGUGCCACUUAUGGCAAACCCAAGGGUCAGGGUAUCAACCAAUUGAAGCCGACCCGCAAACUGCAAUCAGUUGCUGAGGAGCGCGUUGGAAGACGUUGUGGUGGUUUGAGAGUGCUCAACUCUUACUGGGUAGCUCAAGACUCCUCAUACAAAUACUUUGAGGUAAUCUGUGUUGAUCCCUUCCACAAGGCUAUCCGCAAUGACGCUAAAGUCAACUGGAUCUGCAAGGCUGUUCACAAACAUCGUGAGAUGCGUGGUUUGACAUCAGCUGGAAAGAGCUCUAGAGGUCUUGGCAAAGGUCAUCGUUUCAGCCAUACCAUUGGUGGCUCCAGAAAGGCGCAUUGGAAGAAACAAAACUCGCUUUCGUUGCGCAGAAAGCGAUAAACAUUUUCAUAAUCUGUACGCUGUGGUAUGCAUUUACCUCAAUAGAUUAUGCAAAUUGUUAAUAAAAUUUUUUUUAAUAAUU